AUGUUCACAAAAUGCUCUAGACAAGCAGUAAAUAGACUGGGACGUUUUUUCAGCAACAGUUCCAUUACUUUUCAGACAAUUGGCAGAAUUAAAGGAACAGAAGCCAACUCAAAGAAAUAUUUGCAACAAAAAUACGUUGUCAUUGAUCAUGAAUAUGAUUGUGUGGUUGUCGGAGCUGGUGGAGCCGGAUUGCGAGCUGCAUUUGGAUUGGCAGAGUCAGGAUUUAAAACAGCAUGUAUAUCAAAAUUGUUUCCCACUAGGUCACAUACAGUUGCAGCACAGGGAGGUAUUAAUGCAGCACUAGGUAAUAUGCAUAAAGAUGACUGGCAUUGGCAUUUUUACGACACUGUGAAAGGAUCUGAUUGGCUAGGCGACCAAGAUGCCAUCCAUUAUAUGACAAAAGAAGCACCAGAUUCUAUCUACGAAUUAGAGCAUUUUGGAGUUCCAUUUUCUAGAAAUGACGAAGGCAGAAUCUACCAAAGAGCAUUUGGGGGCCAAACAAAAGAAUUUGGUAAAGGUGGACAAGCCUAUAGAACAUGUGCUGUUGCUGACAGAACUGGCCAUGCUUUGUUGCACUCAUUGUACGGUCAAGCUUUGAGACACGAUUGUCAUUUUUUCAUCGAGUUCUUUGCUAUGGAUUUGCUCAUGCAAGACGGUGAAUGUGUUGGUGUAAUAGCCUACAACCAGGAGGAUGGAACUAUACAUAGAUUCCGAUCUCAUAAAACCGUGAUUGCUACUGGUGGUUACGGCAGAGCAUAUUUUUCAUGCACUUCAGCACACACAUGCACCGGCGACGGAUACGCUAUGGCAUCUAGAGCAGGAUUACCUUUACAAGAUUUAGAAUUUAUCCAAUUUCAUCCUUCUGGGAUAUAUGGAUCAGGUUGUCUUAUAACAGAGGGAGCAAGAGGUGAAGGUGGAUUUUUAGUUAAUUCCGAGGGUGAGAGAUUUAUGGAAAGAUAUGCACCUACUGCCAAGGACUUAGCAUGCAGAGACGUGGUCUCUCGUGCAAUUACGAUGGAGAUAAAUGAAGGCAGAGGAGUUGGUUCUGAGAAGGACCAUAUGUAUUUACAAUUGAGUCAUCUUCCUGCAGCUGUUUUAAAGCAAAGAUUACCAGGUAUUUCUGAAACUGCUCAUAUUUUUGCUGGUGUCGAUGUAACGAAGGAGCCAAUUCCUAUAUUGCCAACUGUACAUUAUAAUAUGGGUGGUAUCCCAACUAACUGGCAAGGGGAAGUUUUAAAAAAGGGUACUGACGGCAAAGACGAAGUUGUCCCUGGGUUGCUUGCUUGUGGUGAAGCUGCCUGUGCAUCUGUUCAUGGUGCCAACAGAUUGGGCGCUAACUCCUUGUUAGACUUGGUAGUUUUUGGAAGGGCGGUUUCUCAUACAAUAAGAGAUAACCUCACACCAGGAGCUCCCUUACACGCAUCACCAGCUGAUUUAGGUAAGGCUUCCAUUGAAAACUUGCAUAGAUUGAGAAAUGCAGAAGGUACAAAAUCAACAGCUGAAAUUAGACUAGAUAUGCAAAAAACAAUGCAAAAGGGUUGUGCAGUGUUUAGAACAGAAGAAACGUUAGAGGAAUGCGUUGACAAUAUCAACGAGGUUGACAAAUCAUUUGCUAACGUUAAGACCACUGAUCGUUCGAUGAUUUGGAAUUCUGACUUGGUGGAGACUAUGGAAUUACAAAAUUUGUUAACGUGUGCCACACAGACUGCAGCAUCUGCUUUAGCAAGGAAAGAAUCAAGAGGAUCACACUCUCGUGAGGAUUAUCCUGACAGAGAUGAUGUGAAUUGGUGGAAACAUACUUUGUCUUACCAAAACAGUGUUGGUUCUAAAGUAAAAUUGGACUAUAGAGAUGUGAUAAAAACCACGUUGGAUACCACAGACUGCCAACCGGUACCGCCAGCUGUUCGUAAAUACUAG
Molecule: messenger RNA, 1917 nt
Organism: Candida albicans SC5314
Lineage: Eukaryota; Fungi; Ascomycota; Pichiomycetes; Serinales; Debaryomycetaceae
Gene: SDH1
Product: succinate dehydrogenase flavoprotein subunit
Exons: 1
Coding region: 1-1917 (638 amino acids)
Biological process (GO): mitochondrial electron transport, succinate to ubiquinone; tricarboxylic acid cycle
Molecular function (GO): electron transfer activity; succinate dehydrogenase (quinone) activity; flavin adenine dinucleotide binding
Source: RefSeq, a predicted model, not a curated record